Messenger RNA from Dentiscutata heterogama, 288 nucleotides. The record is from the annotation of a GenBank genome assembly. NCBI's taxonomy places the organism in Eukaryota, Fungi, Glomeromycota, Glomeromycetes, Diversisporales, Gigasporaceae.
AUGAUUAGUACUAGAGAUAUUGUAAAUAUUCCUUAUGUUAUUGGUGAUAAAUUAGCAGUGGUUUCACUAAAUGUAGAAGUUUAUGAACAAUUGCAAGAAUGGGAAAUGAUUCUUAAUAAUGAACAAGAAGAGUUAAGUGAAGAACAAAUUAAAAUAAAAAAUGAAUUUUUAGAAGCAGACAAAAUUAUUCCUACUCUGUCAACAAUUUCACAAAAACAUCAAGAUUCUUUAUAUAUUCGUCAGCCAAUUAGCACUAAGCUAAUAAAUACUUUAUUAAAUACAAUUUAA